AGAGAAGUAAAUCAACAGAUAGAAAAAAAUUUCUACCAUUACGUAUAUACCAUUCUAUUCGGCGAUCAUCGUAUCCGACUCGAAUUAUCGUCGAUGAGAAAGAGCAUACACGUUCAUAAAAAGAGUAAGAAAGGUGAUCGGCCAAGUUGUUGGAAUCGUCCCACGCUUGGCUCGGUGCCUCCACCUCCAGUAUAGCAGACAGCUACCAGUAUCAGCUGCAGUCGAUGUGGCAGAAAUGUUGGAAUACCAAUCAGAGCCUAGUCCACAAUCUACGCUUCCGUGAACGUGGCCCAUUGAAAUCUUGGAGACCGGAGACAAUGGCGGAAGCGAUCUUCAGUGUCCUCAAGGAAGGACUUUCAUUGAGUCAAGCAGCGAGAAAAUACGACAUCCCUUAUCCGACAUUCGUCCUCUAUGCGAACAGAGUUCACAACAUGCUAGGUCCUAGCGCUGAUGGUGGGGCCGAUUUGCGGCCGAAAGGAAGAGGACGACCACAAAGGAUUUUACUCGGCGUUUGGCCAGACGAACACAUUCGUGGUGUUAUACGGGCAGUUGUCUUCAGAGACGGUCAUUCUCCACAUAUUGUUAAAGAAGAACCGGCAUCGAUGUAUCCGACUUUAGCGAAUUAUGCGGCUUGCAAUGGACCAGAAGGAGCGGUCAGUCCUGGUGCUGCUGCCGCUGCGGCGGUGGCUGCCGUUGCUCAAGGUCUAAGGCAUCAAAUGUGUAGUAUGGUAGCAGCGGCACACUCGCAGCACGACAUGAUGGCGACGAACCUAUCGACAAGUCUAUCGACGAGUCUCACGUCGAAUCUCCAAGCUGCGAUGCAAGCGAGUCAGCAUCACAACAAUAAUGUGAGCGGUAUCGGUAGUAACAAUGGAGCCGGAAUGAUCGGUUGUGGUGGUGGUAACAAUACCGGUAAUUCACCAUUGAAUCUCGGCCUGGCGAGUCCAGGCUCCGGUGGACCACCCGAAAGUCCAAUGGAAAGUCCAUUGGCGAGUCCUUUGGGCCCACUGAUGGAUCCUGGACAUAUACCGGGUAGCGUGGAAGUUGGUAUCGGUGUCAGUGGUAUGACCUAUAAGCCAGCACGGAGCUUCGUCAGUCCACGACCGGAGAAUCUUUUUCAAGAGGACAUAGCCGACCUUGUCAAGAGUCCGCAUAGUCUGAAGGACAAGGACAAGAUCCCAGUGAAGUUGGAACCCCUUACCGACUCCCGUUGCGAAUAGUAAGCGACGAUUUACGCGACUCUCCGAGAGCGAGUGAGCAACCAAGUAAAGCGAGUGCAAAAAAGAGAAAGAGAGAGAGAGAGAGAGAGAGAGAGAAAGAAAUAGAAAUGAGGAAAUGAAAGGGAGUGAGUGAAGGAAAAGAAGAGGAAAAAGAGAGCGAGAGAAAAAGAGUAAGCUUUUCUGUCCGUCGAGACGCGAAAGAUAGAUAGAUAGAGAGAAAGAAAGAAAGAGAGAGAAAGAGAGAGAAAGAAAAAAAAAGAGAGAGUGAAUGAGUGAGAGUGAGAAAGAUAUAUAUAUAUAGAGAGAGAGAGAGAGAAAGAGAGAGAUAGAAAGUAACGACGAUUUUCCGUUCGACGGACCACAAGACGCUCUCUCUCGUCUUUCGGUACUCCGGGAUUUCUCGAAGAACACUUUGAGGUUCAAAUAGGAGAAAAAGAAGAAGAAGAAGAAGAAGAAGACGACGAAAAAAGGGGAAGAUGUAUAAAGGAGCGAUCUUCUCGAAAAAAAAAAAAGAAGAGAAGCGACUUUGGAUUUAAGGGGAUGUAGAAAGAGACAGAGAGAGAAAAAGAGUGAGAGAGAAAGAGAAAGAGAGAGGAAGAAAGUUAGCAGCUCGCCGAGAGAGAUAGAGGAAGAAAGAAAGAGAUAGAUAUAUAUAUGUAUAUAUAUGUGUAUAUAUAUAUAUAUAUAUAUAUAUAUAUAUAUAUAUAUAUAUGACUAGCGCGAGGGACUUUUUUACGUACGAAAAAAGAUUGUCGAGAAUUGACGACGAGAGCCUUGUUCGUGGGCUCCGCUUGAUGAAUGCCACGUACAAACCUCCGCGUAAAUCUCGCGCCCGCUAUUAGACACUACGUGAAUAAAAUAAUUGAGAAGUAGAAGAAAAAAAAAAAGAAGGAGAAGAAGAAGAAGAAGAAGAAGAAGAUGAAAAAAAA
This is a messenger RNA of Vespa mandarinia (Asian giant hornet), 2149 nucleotides long. RefSeq names its product protein bric-a-brac 1. The record is from RefSeq and is a predicted model, not a curated record. Gene Ontology annotation, cellular component: nucleus. Gene Ontology annotation, molecular function: protein binding; DNA binding. NCBI's taxonomy places the organism in Eukaryota, Metazoa, Arthropoda, Insecta, Hymenoptera, Vespidae. Gene Ontology annotation, biological process: regulation of transcription by RNA polymerase II.